AGCAAGCAAGCCCCAUUAUUUAGUCCUGUCGUCAAAGGAAACUGCGCGUAAAUAGACGAACAGCCAGCCGUGUUGUAAAAGAUCGGUUCAAGUCUGUAGCCACAUAUGACGGUGAGUUAGGAGGAAGGGAAAAUCCAGCUGGACAGCGAUGAUUAAUUCGGCAUAUGAGAGAUUUAAAUAAUGUAAUAGGAAGUAAAUCUUUUUUUUCUUAGGGUGAAAUCCAAAAAUUGUCUUACUCACAUAGGCACGUUUUAUUUAUGCAAAUGUAUAAAACCAACAAACCCUGUCAAUGAAUACCGCUAAUGUGUGGGUAAAACCAGGCUUGGAAACAGAGCGAGAGAACGGAUCCCAUUCAAAUGCAGUAUCUGGGAUUGUGCUCUGAGAAAAGCUAAAUAAAUUCCCUUCUGUCGCACGACUGAAAUGGAGGACUCUGCCUUACAGAACACACAUUACACUGACCGCAGCUUCUAUUCAGGGUACAGGGUGAUGUAGUGUGGAUGGUACCAUGUGAAAAAUGAGUAUCCUGAUCUCUGCGAGAAACCUGCUGCUGGCACUUAGUCUCAUGCUGGUCCUGGGCUUCCUCUACUACUCUUCUGGGAAGCUGCACAUGCGUGGAUGGGGCCAAGAGUCAUAUUCUGAGGGGGAUCCAUUUGUCUCCGUGGGACGAACAGUAGGCUCAGAUGGCCAAUGUGUUCCAGACCUGAGGUCUAAGAGGCAGCAUGGCCUGGCGUAUGACAAACUAGGCUUCCUGGUGAAACUUGAUGCUAAACUCCCACUAGAGUUGACGUACAAAUAUGGCAAUCUCAGCGAGGGAGCCUGCAAACCUGGGUAUGCAGCAGCCAAGAUGACGACCAUCUAUCCAAAGUUCACUAAACCAGCCCCAAUGUUUCUAGAUCGGAACUUUAAACGACUGUCAAGAAUCGGUCAUUAUUUGCCUCCGUUUGGGGUCAAAACACAAGAAAAAAUAAUCGACAGUAUUUUGGCUCUUACGAAAAAUUACGGACUGUCCUCUGCUCUGGAUAGUCUGAACUGUAAGAGGUGCAUCAUUGUUGGGAAUGGCGGGAUCCUUGCUAACAAGUCUUUGGGGUCCCGGAUCGAUGACUAUGACGUUGUUGUGCGGUUGAAUGAGGCUCCAGUGAAAGGAUUUGUGAAAGACGUGGGUUCAAAAACAACAGUAAGGAUCACGUACCCCGAAGGAGCCAUCCAGAAUUCCGAUCGCUAUGAGAAGGACUCCCUCUUUGUCUUGUCUGCGUUCAAACCCCUUGACUUCAAAUGGCUCAAGCAGAUUGCAUCCAAGGAGAAGCUGCGUGGGAUAGACGGAUUCUGGAAGUCGGUGGCCCUGCAGGUCCCCAAAGCGCCCACAGAGAUGCGCAUCCUGAACCCCUACUUUAUCCAGGAGGCUGCCUUCCACUUCAUCGGGCUGCCACAGAACAAAGGGCUCAUGGGGAAAGGGAAUAUUCCCACCCUGGGCACGGUUGCUAUAACAAUGGCCCUUCAUAACUGUGACGAGGUGGCGGUGGCAGGUUUCGGGUAUGAUAUGAAUACCCCUUACGCACCCUUGCAUUACUACGAGAGCAUCAAGAUGUCUGCCAUUAAAGAGUCUUGGACCCACAACAUUGGGAAAGAGAAGGAGUUUCUCCGCAAGCUGGUGAAGGGCAAAGUUAUCACCGACCUGACAAACGGGAUCUGAAACAUGUUGUAGUUGGGGGAAAAAAAACCCUUCCAAAUGAUUAGUAGAAGGGAGAGUGCCCCGGGACAGGUACCAGACAACAGCUGAGUACAGCUAGGACCCCAUCCCCGUCAAAAAGAUGGUGGAAAAGAAAACUGGCAACGCAGCUGUAGCAAAUUCCCAGAGUAUCGGACGUACCCAGUUGGCACCUGUGUCAUUGGGCAAAAGCUGCUUGGGAGAGGGGAGGGUGGGUGGGGGUAUUUUACUUAGUGAUAUUUUAUGUAGUCUCUACAAACCGAAGCAUUAAGUAUUUUAAUUUUUAAAAAGAGUGGGAAAAAAUAGUUAAAGAAAAAAUGAUAAAACAGAAGACAAUGUAGGAUGUGCCAAAUGUACCUCUGGAGGAGACACCCUCCGUAAUGUGUUUUGAAUGUAUACAACAACGUUAGACAUCAGAGAAUCGCCUUAUUAUUAUCGGUUUUCAGUUGUUUGCAUCGCCAUUUCGAUAACUAUUUCUAUGAGAGAGUCUCCGUCCAGGUGUCAACGUACAUCUGCUGCUAUCGCUGAGAAAGGGCAAGGUGCUCUGUUUUGAGAAUUCACUUCAGUUUUUAAACACCCGACAUACUGGAUUAUUUGUGUGAUAUUUAUUUUCUCAACUGGAAUGAAUCCUGAAAACACAACAAACAAAAAAAUGGUUGACGGUUUCAAAAUCUCUGCAAGUCUGAAUUUCCAGUUUUGGAAAGUGAAGAUGAAAGUUUGUUCCUGGGGAUGAAGGAGUUUAAGCUUCCUUAGAACAAAGAAUUCAUCAGGAAAGAUUUUUCUGAUAUCCGCUCAUGCUUCUUAAUACCAGAGCCCAGACAUGUUUUUUGCUUGGUUGCUUUUGAGGUCUUCGAAAUUAAGCAACCAAGCUCGUACAGUUUUUCAGUGUUAUUAUCAUGGAACCUUUUUUUUUUUUUUUUUGUUAUUUAUUUUAGUAUGUUAACUGAAGGUUAAAUGAACUUCAAUAUAAUAUGGAUAUUGGUAGCAUGAAAAUUAAGUAUUAUUGCAUCAUUUAAGUGAUAAUAUAUGAUUUUUUUGUGUGUGAUGGUGGGCAGGGGUGGGCAUCUAGGUAUCCACAGAGCCUCCAGGAGGUGAAGUGACUAAAAAGUAUCUUAGCUAGACAAACAAGAUAUAUUUAUUUUUAUCCAAUAUGCAAGGAGCACAGGGUUAGAAGUAAGACUACUAGCUUAGUGGUUUGAACCAUUCCAGGUUUUACUGACAACUAAGAACUUAAUUGGGACAUCCCUAACUUGUCUGAGUAUGUGGUGUGCCUAAUAAUUACUCACUGGUGAAAUGAUUCAAACCACUAAGCUAGUAGUCUUACUUCUAACAAAUAUGUAACCCACAUAUACAAAUGAGUCGUCGAGUAAAGCUUUUAAGUCACUAAAUAACACUCUGAUUUUACACACGUGUGCAAGUUUCAAACAUAUUACAAAUCUUAUUUAUACAGAUAAAGAAAGCCAAUGGUCAGAUUGCAUUCGUGCACUCCAAUCGAUUUCAAUUAUGUGUUUGUGUUUAACUUUUUGUUUAUUUUGUUACCAGUAACAGUAAAUGGAGGUAAUUGAUAACUGAGUCAUAUUUAGGAUUGUAUUAUAACUGCUACACUAGUAGCUUUUUUUUUUUUUUUU
Molecule: messenger RNA, 3333 nt
Organism: Acipenser ruthenus (sterlet)
Lineage: Eukaryota; Metazoa; Chordata; Actinopteri; Acipenseriformes; Acipenseridae
Product: CMP-N-acetylneuraminate-beta-1,4-galactoside alpha-2,3-sialyltransferase-like
Exons: 13
Coding region: 515-1690 (391 amino acids)
Molecular function (GO): sialyltransferase activity
Source: RefSeq, a predicted model, not a curated record